AUGACUGCAUACCAUUUCAUGUGCAAAAAAUGCAAUAAUUCGGAUGAAGAAGUUUUUUCAAAGAAGCAGGCUAACUUUGCCAUCAUGUGUCAGACCGCUUUAGCCAAUCUUAUGUGCACUCAUGGUGGCCGUGUUUGUUUCUCAGAGGAGCACGAAAUAUUCCCUUUUCUCGAUACUAAUUGGGACGUCCUAACGUUUCAGCCGCGAAAGGCGAAUGACUCUUGGCAUGCGAACAUACACAAAACGCUGACUAGCAACGAACUUUUCAAUGCAGUCGACGUCAAAUCCGAUCUGUUUGUGUCACUAUCGUGUCAGGAUCUCGGUAAAAUUGGCCCGAGCUACGAGCGAUUCCGCGCUUUGACCAGCCAGCUUAAGACAAACUUCAGCAAGCUCGGUCUUCCCUCUCCCGGAGUAAUGCCAGAUUCAUCUGGUUUUGCUUCCGGUGAUGGCUCCGGUCUCUCCUGCGGUCCAAAUGCGUCACCAAAUGUAGGCGCUGAUGGGUACAUCCUUGUUGAGCCCGAUCCCCACGCGAGUGGUCGUCAGUUAUGGGACGAGAGUGAGCACACUGCUGGCAAACCCAUUCCCGGAUACUUUUAUCGCGUUUGCCAUUGUCCUAAGGUCGUCCUCUCCCUCAAUGACCGCGCACAUCAACUUAAGCUUCAUGAAUCGCAGCUGACAAUUACGGGCGAGAAGGGUUACUCCAUGGUGAGAGCCACGCACAGUGUGCAUACAGGCAACUGGUACUUCGAGGCAACGAUAACAGACCAACCGGAAGGUUCUGCCACAAGAAUUGGCUGGUCGCAAAUGCUGGGUAAGUGA
Molecule: messenger RNA, 819 nt
Organism: Dibothriocephalus latus
Lineage: Eukaryota; Metazoa; Platyhelminthes; Cestoda; Diphyllobothriidea; Diphyllobothriidae
Source: the annotation of a GenBank genome assembly